CACGACUCACGAGAACCGACACUUUGGUACCAAGUCAUUGCCAAAAUUAUGUAAACAUGACAGUUUUCGUUUUCUGCAGUCUGGGACAAGUUUCCAUGUGUUUGACCAAGGACGCUUUGCCAAGGAAGUUCUGCCAAAGUACUUUAAACACAAUAAUAUGGCGAGCUUUGUUCGACAGCUCAACAUGUAUGGUUUCCGUAAGGUGGUGAACAUCGAGCAGAGCGGUUUGGUGAAGCCGGAGAGAGACGACACAGAGUUCCAACAUCUGUACUUCCUCCAGGGACAUGAACACAUGCUGGAGCACAUCAAGAGGAAGGUAUCCAUAGUGAAGAGUGAGGAGACCAAAGUUCGUCAGGAGGACCUCAGUAAGCUUCUGUAUGAAGUCCAGCUCCUCAGAACACAACAGGACAACAUGGAGUGUCAGAUGCAAGACAUGAAACAGCAGAACGAAGUGCUGUGGAGAGAGGUGGUCUCUCUGAGACAGAAUCACACACAGCAACAGAAAGUCAUGAACAAGCUGAUUCAGUUCCUGUUCAGCCAGAUGCAGUCCAACACACCCAGCACUGUCGGACUAAAGAGAAAGCUGCCCCUAAUGUUGGACGAUGGCUCUCCCAGCCCUCCUGCCUCCAAGUUCAGCCAUAACCACCCAAUGGAGGCCAUGCAUGAGCCCUUCUACAUCCAGUCGCCAUCCAGUGAUACUGCUUCCUGCUCUGCGAGUGGGCUGACAGGAGGACCAAUUAUAUCUGAUGUUACUGAUAUGUCUCAGGCCAGUAUGGCCCUUCAGAUGCAGCCUGAUGAGGCCAGGGAGAAGUGCAUGAUGCUUAUCAAAGAGGAGCCUGUGAGUCCAGGAGUGAGAGGAGGAGGGAAAGGAGGCAGUGUAGGGGGAGGAGAGGCCAUAGCGUUGAGCUCUUCCUGUGAGGUGUGCUCCUCAGAACCUCCGGUCCUCCCCGUCGCAAUGGUCCAGUCUGUUCUGGAGGGGAGGGGCUCUGUGGCUUCUAUGGUGGAGAGAAGGAGUAAGAGACCUGCCAUGGACAGAGUGGAGGUUUCAGAUGCAGUUGAGAAUGUGGACAUGAGCCUGGAGGAGCUGCAGCAGCUGCUGCUCAGGAGCCACCAGCAGAGUACUUUGGAAGCUGGGACCAGCGCUGUAAUGGAUCCCUUCAGUUUAAGCCUUCCUCUGACUGAGUGGAACUUCACAGAGAUGGAGUCCAAUCUCAAAUCAUACAUGUUCCAGAACCAGGAAGCGGAGGCUUUUCCAGCUUCUGGCUGUGAGGAACAGUGAUCGAUUUGUGCUGUGGACUGUCUUUUCUGAAGUGGAAGGCCACAGAAGCUGCUGUUCCCCUCCUUAUUCCACUCUGCAUGGGUUUGAUCUCACGGCCCAACCAGGCUGUUUCAUACACAAGACUUUACUUUCUUUCUUUCUAUUUACAUACCUACAAAAUGCAGCAAAGCCUUUAUCCUUAUAUUUCCAGGCCAGCUGACUGCCAGAGUCAGCCACCAGGUCUGUGGGCAUGACUGCUGCCUGCUUGAAGAAAGACGCUGGUCUAAGUUUUUCAUAGUUAAACAAACAAGUGUGUUAUGACAUAAUUAUAUCUAGACUCCAGUUUUAAGCCAGCUGGAUGCAGACAGUGCAUUCUUGGCUCCAGCACUUUAGUCUUUGUGUGAGAGGGAGUUCCUGCUUGUGGAAGUGACUUUUUCUUCCUCUUCUGUAUAAAGAAGCUAUUACGGAUGUACAAAUGAAUAUUUUUUAUUAUUUUAUCCUAAUUACAAAAAUACUGUAUUCGUAUCCAAGAGAAAACUUUGGCAAAUCUUGGGGGCCGAUGUAGCAUACUGUAUAUUAUAAGUUAUGUGAUUUAUUUUUCAGUCUGUGUAAGGGUGUUGACAAUUUAAGGGCUCCUCAUAUAUUUCAUGCAUUUCAAAUCAUGAUGAAUGUGUUGAGAUAGAUCUGAAGUGAGUUAGACUUCCGUGAUAUGAAAGGUUCUUCUAGCGAAAUGGAUUUAAGCCACUCUAAAAUCUGAUAAGAAACCUUUAGUUUUUUUUAAGCAUAUCAUAAUAGGAGGUUUUACACACUGCAGCACCCAUCUAAUGUAUGAUUGCACAGGCCUGACAUGUAGCUAGAGACUUAGAGUUACUUCUCUUCUGUCCAUUUAAAUGUGAAGUUUAAAGGAAAUAUUAAAAGAUAGACUUCUCAUUUGACACAACCAUGAACACCACUGCAUUUUUGCACAAUAUGUAUCACUAGUUAUAGUUCUGACAACAGGUCAUUUAUUCUCUGUUUGUAGAUGACCAACACGUUGUUGCUCUACACAUGCAUGUCUAAAAGAGAGACUGGCCUCAAUAACAAGGUUUUUCAAAACUCGAAAGCAAAAAUGUAGUCUCGGAGACAUGAUGUCUCUGAAUGUUACUACUGUUUUUAUUUGGAAACAAAGGCCACAUGUUGAGUCAAGCCUUGACUGUGCAUAGAACAUAGAAACCCUGAGACAAAGUCAAGACAAUGAGAUGCUACUUUUCAUACUUUGUAAAAAAAUAAAAUACAAAAUAAAUAAAAAAGAAUAUUCAACUGUCUAGGAGCCAGUCUUCUAAAGGAUUUUAUUAUGGUUGACUGCGUUUCAUUAAAUGUAUGGUGGCGUGGUUAUUUGAGAACGGAGUCGGUUGUAGAACCAUGAAUACCUGCUUGAAGAAAUCCAUAUUAAUUUUCUGGAUUACAAAAGAUAAUCAAUAACCAUUCGAAGUAAAAUAUUAGUCCUCAUCACUGGUUGCAGGCAACAGUUUAAAGGGUUAACUUAUUGAUAAAUAUUCCUCUGGGAAACUUCCUAGAGAUGAGUUGAAUCGUGCAAUACUGUACAGAAUUGUGAGAACUCACAAAAUUGCAAUACAUGGAUGACCAUAGGAAUGUAGGAAACAGCAACUGUGAGUGGUGGACUGGAACUCACCAUGGUGAGAUGCACUGCAGAAGGAUGAUGUUAGCAUGCGAGUCUAAAAGCCCUGCAAGCUCUUUACUCUGAGUCGGACAAAAGCUUCAACGUGUAGUUUCAGUUUUAGGGAAACGCACACGUGCUAUGCUUCAGCUUAGCCUACGGCAAAGCUACGGCGGCUAUGUGUGUAGCUCUGUAGCUAAACUGUAAACCCUUAAUGCAGAACUACACAUCCAGCUUUAGGAAUGCUUUUUUUUGCACAGAAAAGCUGGACAUUUGGUCCCCUCUGUGUAUCCAAAAGGCUGAUUCAGGCCAAAAAGAUUUGAACUGACUGAACAACCAGCCAACCAGACACGGCGCUGCUGGCGAGGCUGAAAGGGAAGCGAUUUGCAUUAACUUUUUGAAAAGGGCAUUGCAUUAGACAUUCUGAAUUCAUAAUGCUGUAACUUUGCAUUGCGAUUAGCUACAGUGUGAUUCUGCAAAAACUAGAAAAGCAAUUCCUCUGACAUAGACAUGAUUACAACGGAGGGGUUUGUUUCUGCGAUGCGCUCAGAAAAACUUGCUCAUAGCUGUGUUCAUAUUGUGUAGAUUUACAGAGAUAUUAUAUUGGAUUUUCCAAAUUAAAAAGCUAAUGCAAACUGCCCCUUGCAGGUUAACAUCUUUAGGGCAGACGCUCCUUCUUUGUGCAUACUUUGGGGAGAAGGGAGAAAAAACAAGCUGUGGUGUAUAACAAGUGAAAUUGCACUAAAAAUCACAGUUGUAUGAUAUUUGAGAGUAUACAGUACAUUUUAGACAUAGCAUUUAUUCUUGUUCCUCAUGAUAAUAUGAGUGUUAAUGAUUUUUUUUUUUCAAGGAGUGAUGAAUACACACAUUCAGUUGCUGUUCUUAAUUUAUUCUGUUUUCCAUUUUAAUCAUUUGCACUGGAAAUGAACGGAUGUGUGUUCAAAUGACAUUUAUGCUUGUCAGGAUUGCAUAUAGAUAAGGAAGUAUUUUUGUUAACUGAGUGAAAAGUUCUCUGCUGUAACAAAGCCUGGCAUCCCAAAAGCACUUCUUCACUGCCAAUGGACAACAAUACAUCAGCAUAUUAACAUAUACAGUAUAUUAACAAAACAUGGACAGCAAAACCCUUUCUUGUUACAACAAAGUGCACCUGCUUUCAAUAUAGACACACAGGCAACCUUAGUGCUUAGAUGUGUUUGAAAGUGGGCCACAACCUGCUUAAAAUGUGAAUAGUUUUUUGCAAAGACUAAAGUGUAUUGUUACAGAGAGUCAAGAAAAUUGAACAUGUAUUCCACCUGUGUAUCACAUAUUUUAAGUUGUUAAAACAAAUAAAAGUGAAAGAAAGAAGACUAAGAUACAUUUUUGAUUACUUCCUUUGAAUUGGUAUUUGAAUUGUUGUAGAUUUACCAUCUGCAAAUGCAUUUCCUUGUGUUUACGAUUAACAAUGCGAUGUCCAUCUCAGCAACUGUGACGGGGGACCGCAGCCCGGUCAAGCUUCAUAAGCAAUGCAAAAGUAGUUAACUACAGUAGUAACUGUUCUUAAGUAAAUGAAUAUGUGAAGCAUAGCAGCAUUUACAAAACUACAGUAACACUUGAAGUCAAUUUUAUUGUGAGACUAAAACAUUUCAGCUUCUGGCCUUCAUCAGAUGACGCUCAUGAAUGGAUGUAUAAAGUAGCCUAUUGAUUAUAUAGGAUUGCAUUUCCUUAUACUGUUGCCAAGAGCAUGUAUACAUUAAUAGGAUGUGGUCUAAGGAUCGACC
Cottoperca gobio is the source of this 4672-nucleotide messenger RNA. RefSeq names its product heat shock transcription factor 4 (gene hsf4). Lineage: Eukaryota; Metazoa; Chordata; Actinopteri; Perciformes; Bovichtidae. The transcript has 13 exons. Gene Ontology annotation, molecular function: sequence-specific DNA binding; DNA-binding transcription factor activity. Gene Ontology annotation, biological process: regulation of DNA-templated transcription. The record is from RefSeq and is a predicted model, not a curated record. The coding region runs from base 158 to 1279 and encodes 373 amino acids.